AUGGUUGCAAGCGAUUUCUUUCUAUUAUUUAUCAAUCACAAGGGUAGAUUUGUGACUGUCGAUGGGUAUGAGGCGUAUUAUGGUGAUAAAGUUGCCACGGUUACUGGGUUGGAUGCAGAUAGGCUAGGUUAUUUUGACAUUGAAGAUGAAAUAACGAAGUUGGGAUAUGAAAACUGGGGUAGAAUAUGUUAUAAGCAUCGGACAACACGUGAAUUUAAAGAUAUAACAGAUGAUGCUGGUGUUAUGGACUGUUUGGGUCAAAUGCAGGGAAACAAAAGAUAUGUUGAAAUAUAUGUGCAAACUGAACAUUUAAAGAAACCGUGUGGGGUUGCUGUGUGUCAACAAGAAAAUGGAUCUAGGAAUAGGGUAUCUAAAGUUGCUGAGGUAGAUCAAGCAAAGGAUACUAAAGCUGGAAUAAUGCAAACAUUUCAAAGGUCCGAAGAAUUGGUUUUGUCAUCCAUGGAGAACAGGGAGUGUUCUAUUUACUUGAACAAUGGUGGAAAAUUUAGUACGACCGGACAAGGGGCUAAUGCUAUGAAAUUGGUUGAUAAUGAUGAUGAAAUAAUGGAGAUUAUAGGAUAUUUUCAGAAAGGGGAGAAGAUCAUUGAUGUUUAUGUUGAUAACUGUUUGGAAAAAAAUGAGGUUGAUGACAAUUUCUGUGAAAUCCAGGCUCAUGAAGAUGAGCCUAUUGUGAUGAUGCCCACAGGGAAUGACACAACAGAGGGGAAAGGCUUUUAUGAUAGUAGUGAAGAUGAUGAUUAUGUGCCUGUAGAUGAGAUUUCAUCUGAUGAUGGAUUGUCUGAGCAUGAACUUGCUUCAGAUGAUGAAGAAAGAAUUGUGGCCAGGAGGAACUUCAAGCAAUAUAAAAGAGCUGCUCCAAUCAAUGAGGCUGUAAAUUUACUACAAUUGGAACUUGCGAAUAAUGAAGCAUAA
Molecule: messenger RNA, 933 nt
Organism: Striga asiatica
Lineage: Eukaryota; Viridiplantae; Streptophyta; Magnoliopsida; Lamiales; Orobanchaceae
Source: the annotation of a GenBank genome assembly